Molecule: messenger RNA, 1107 nt
Organism: Trichoderma virens Gv29-8
Lineage: Eukaryota; Fungi; Ascomycota; Sordariomycetes; Hypocreales; Hypocreaceae
Exons: 1
Coding region: 1-1107 (368 amino acids)
Molecular function (GO): dioxygenase activity
Source: RefSeq, a predicted model, not a curated record
AUGGCUACAGAAACAAGCAUUUCAACGACACAGCUCCGACUCGCAUCGCCGAACGGUAUCGUCACACGAACGAUCCUCUGCACUCCCCUCCGGGACGCCCUGCCGUCUGAAAUCCCCGUCAUCGACAUCUCGCCGAUAUUCAGCUCGUCGCUCGAUGAACGACAGGCCGUGGCGCAGCAGGUGCGUGCGGCAGCGCAGAACAUGGGCUUCUUCUACAUCAAAAACCACGGCAUCCCUGCGGACGUGACGCAGGAUGUCUACGAGGCUGGUCUAGAGUUUUUUAGACAGCCCUUGCAGACGAAGAUGAGGGCGGAUUCGAGCGGGACAAAGUGGGACAAGGGAUAUCAGGGACCGAAUACGCAGCGGCUGAAUCCGUCUGAAAGCAUUGACCUGCGGGAGUCGUUUUCGUGCCAAUACGAUCCGCGAUACGACGACACGGUUGGGGAGGACAAGAUGGGAGAUAUCCCUGAAGAGGCGAGGCAGUAUCUGGGCUGUGAAGAUGACUAUCCGUGGGAACAGACGCGAAAUCUGCCGCGGCUGAAGGAGAGCAUGACGAGGCAUAUGGGGGAGUGCUUGAGACUGGCGAGGGCGCUGACGAGAUGUUUUGCGUUGUCGCUGGGGUUGGAGGAGGGGUGUUUUGAUGAGAAGGUGAGGUAUCCGGGAGCGUCGUACGUGAUUAACUAUUAUCCCCCGAUCGAGCAUUCCACGGAUGCGGACGCAGGGAAGAGCGAGGAGGGGGAGGAUAAGAAGGUAUCGAUUGGUUCGCACACGGACUUUCAGCUGUUUACGAUUCUAUGGCAGGAUUCACAUGGCGGGCUCGAGGUUCUCAACAAGGAGGGCCAAUGGCUGCGCGCAAAGCCGAUAGAGGGCACGCUGGUUGUGAAUCUGGGGGACUGCAUGCAGCGGAUUACGAAUGACGAGUACGCGAGCACGGUGCACCGGGCGAGGAACUACAGCGGCAAGGAAAGGGUGAGCAUUCCCAUCUUUUGGGGGUUCGGGAUGCACGAGACGUGUAGUGUUGUUGUUGGUGGGGAGAAGAAGUAUGAGGAUGUCAAGUGUGCGGAUUGGAUUAUGAUGAGGAUUCGGGGGAUGAAGCAGCUGGAGUGA